This is a messenger RNA of Anarrhichthys ocellatus (wolf-eel), 1797 nucleotides long. It is a transcript of the gene dusp26, whose product is annotated as dual specificity phosphatase 26. Gene Ontology annotation, cellular component: cytoplasm. NCBI's taxonomy places the organism in Eukaryota, Metazoa, Chordata, Actinopteri, Perciformes, Anarhichadidae. Gene Ontology annotation, biological process: negative regulation of MAPK cascade; protein dephosphorylation. Gene Ontology annotation, molecular function: protein tyrosine/serine/threonine phosphatase activity; MAP kinase phosphatase activity. The coding region runs from base 313 to 915 and encodes 200 amino acids. The record is from RefSeq and is a predicted model, not a curated record. The transcript has 4 exons.
AAACAUAUCAAAUAACCACGAUUAUUAUCAGCAGAAUUAAAACAUAACAACACCAGACAACACACUCCAUUUAUGCACACACACAGCAUGCACGUGACUUUGCCCCGAGUCCGUGGAGUCACGUGCGUCUCGAUGAGGACUUGUUGAGAAGGAGAGGGCGCUGAGAAGAUGUCUGCUGCUGGAGGAGGCUCAGCAGCAGCAGCAGCCUCCUCAUCUCAUCCAUCCUCCCUCAGCACAUACACGAGUCAACAUGGCCGCGGAGCAGCUCGCCCUGCAGCACUGAGACACGGACCACAACAACACACAGAUUAAAUGGCGUUCAUGUCCCGGUUCUCCCGGUCCCGGAGCAGCUCCAGGUCUCCGAACCGAAAGGACUCCGAGCGUGUCUCCCCGACGCUGACGGUGUCCGAGCUGGAGCGGCUCCUGUGCACGGGCAAGACCGCCUGCAACCACGCGGACGAAGUGUGGCCGCGGCUCUACAUCGGCGAUCAAGACAUCGCGUCAGACCGCCGUGAAUUGUCCAAACUGGGCAUCACUCACAUCCUCAACUGUGCACAGAGUAAGUGGCGCGGUGGAGCCGAGUACUACGCCGGGAUGGACGUCACCUAUCACGGCAUCGAGGCUCACGACUCGCCGACCUUUGACAUGAGCGUCAACUUCUAUCCGGCUGCUGAGUUCAUCCACAAAGCCCUCACGAGUGGAGGUAAGGUGCUGGUCCACUGCACUGUGGGAGUGAGCCGCUCGGCCACGCUGGUCCUGGCCUACCUGAUGAUCCGACAGAACCUGACGCUGGUGGAGGCCAUCAAAACCGUGAAGGACCACCGAGGUGUCAUCCCCAACCGGGGCUUCCUCCGCCAGCUCAACGGCCUGGACGGCAUCCUGAGAGAGAGCCGUAAGGCGUCGCCGCAGAGCUGAAAACCCGCUCAACACACACACACACACACACACUGAGGUAGCAGCUAGUCGGGUUAAACUGGGAGAGGUAAUGGGACCAGGUUAGGAGCAACUGGUGGGUUUCUGACACUGUGGCUUUGAGUGGCAGCAGGGUUUGACUGAUAACUGAUAUCUGAUAUCAGAUAUUCUUCGGAAUCAAUGAAUUUAUUUAUUUAUUUAUCUAUUUAUUUAGUUAUCUAUUUGUUUAUUUAUUAUUUAAUUUUUUAUUUCGUUUUUUUAUAUAUUUAUAUUAUGUUGUUGUUUAUUUGUGUUUGAGCUUCUGAAACAAUGUGAGCGCUGGAGUGGAACUCUCCAGUAAUAUCCUUUCAGAUAUGACACACGUUUAAUGUCAGUUAAGAGUCAGGUUUAUUGAUUACAUGCAACCUGUGACGACGCAGGCGAUAAGUUGGCUGUAAAAGGUCACACAUGCUAAACUCGUCUCUUCUUAUGCGAGAGUGAAGUGUUUUUUAAUCAAACUUCAGACCAUUCCACUUGGACCUGAUGUUUCACUGCCACUGAACCAACAGAGAAGAACAGAAAGGAACAGAAUCCUCGGCAGCUAAAACACUGCAGAGACCCUCAACGUGGCGUCUCAUCUCUGGUGCAUCUUUUCUUACUGCAGGACAUUUCAAACAAAUGUCUCGAGCGCUCUUUUAAAGAUCUUUAAACGAGAUAAAAUAUCCUGGAAGAAGAUGAAAUAAUAUAUAUUUUCAAAAUCCUGCAAACUGUCUGUCACUUGAACUCAAUUUAUUAAAGUUGCUACAAGGAACUUUCUUUUCCAGGUUGAUUCUGGCGCCCCCUGUGGACUAAAGCGGUGGUGUUUCUCAUGAGCACCAGACUCCCUUUAGAAAACCUCUCAUUCUA